Messenger RNA from Penicillium daleae, 903 nucleotides. RefSeq lists its product as uncharacterized. The transcript is spliced from 2 exons. The record is from RefSeq and is a predicted model, not a curated record. Bases 1 to 903 code for a protein of 300 amino acids. Lineage: Eukaryota; Fungi; Ascomycota; Eurotiomycetes; Eurotiales; Aspergillaceae.
AUGAAUACUUUCGAGUCAUCGGCGACGACUCCGACAGGUCCCCGCGAUUCUGGGGAAGCCAGAGAUAUCCACGAUUCCUCGUCACGCUCACCCACCCAUGUAGAUUCGGGCCUCUCAUCUUCCUACGGCAGCAGCCGGUCCCACUCCAGCUUUUCCUCCCGAAAGUAUGCUGGGACUCCACGGUCUCACACGCAGCAGUCCAACGAGUCCACCCCAGUCUUCGAUGAGGCGGGCUCCUCGACGCGUAACUACGGGGCCACGGAAGCACCCAAUUUGUCUAGCGCAGCGUCCGGGCCAACGAACAAUAACAAGCAGAGCGUACAAGAGCUUAGAAAUGGCGGCAACGGCGGCAACUCAUCGCAACUACAAAACCAAGACGAAGAGCCUCAUCAGUCUCGGUAUAGCCGAUUUGUAGAUCGGUUCGGGGCUCUCGAGCUCGAGAACAAGGGCAGCGUUGCGCGUGAUCACCUUGCCUUGGAGCGAACAUUUCUGGCUUGGAUGCGCACAUCGCUCGCCUUCGCCUCCAUUGGUAUCGCCGUCACCCAGCUCUUCCGUCUCAAUACCACGACUACUACGACAAAUGCGUACGGUCUCGAUGUUACUUCUCCAGGACACCCCGAUAUCCUCCCUCCUCAGUUCUCCUCGUCCUCCAUUAAUGUCGCCUCGGCCUCCUCCCGCCUUCGCAGUGUCGGCAAACCUCUCGGCUCCACGUUCAUCGGCGUCGCCAUCCUCAUCCUCAUAAUUGGCUUCCACCGAUACUUUGAGAGUCAGUACUGGAUUGUCCGUGGGAAGUUCCCAGCCAGUCGAGGAAGCGUUGCAUUGACGGCGUUUGUCGCGGCGGCACUGAUCGUUGCGGCGUUGGCGGUUAUAUUGGCCGUUUCUCCUGGGGCAAUUGAACAGUAG